Molecule: messenger RNA, 923 nt
Organism: Osmia bicornis bicornis
Lineage: Eukaryota; Metazoa; Arthropoda; Insecta; Hymenoptera; Megachilidae
Exons: 5
Coding region: 82-918 (278 amino acids)
Source: RefSeq, a predicted model, not a curated record
CUACCGUCCUUUGUCUUUUUACGUGCGACACACGCAACACGUAGUGAACGAAUAUUACAUUUCUGGGAUCAAUUAUCUACAAUGGAAGAAGUGGCGGGAAAAUCAGUGGGCAGUUCAAUUUUUUUAUGGAAAGAUUACACUUACAAUAAAGACAAUCGUAGCGCCCACAUUUAUCGUUGCAACACCAGACGGACUACACGAUGUCGUGGGGCUGUAGUAGACCUCGGUGAUGGUACUAUUAGAUUAUUAAGACCUCAUAAUCACUCGAAGGUACUUCAUAGACGCGAUCAUGAGAAAAUGAAGAAUGAAAUGCGUCACAUGUGCCGGGAAACGUUGAUUCCAUUGAAGGAAGUAUUUGAUGAUGUCUGCAGGAAGUAUCCUGAUGCUGCGUGUACAUUGUCGUAUAAUAGUAUGAAAGCUGUACUUUUUAGAGAGAGACAAAGAAAUUAUCCACACAUUCCAACGAGUUUAACUGCAUUAAAUGAAUGCAUAGUAAAUCAUUCUUUUAUGAGAAAUAUAUGUAAAACAGUAAUAAAAGAUGAAAACGCUAAAGUGGCGAUUUUGUUUUCCACGGAAACACUGUUGCAGAUUCUUAAUGUCUCUCAAACUAUUUAUGCCGAUGGUACUUUUUCUGUUUUACCUGCUCAGCCACCUAUUGCACAACUCUAUAUUAUCCACAUUCAGUAUAUGGAUACUGGAGUAGGUACAGUAUUCAUACUAUGCGAAGCAUUAACAAAGGCUAUGUAUACAGCAAUAUGGUGCAAGAUAAAAGAAUUAGCUCCAAUGCUUCAUAAGAAUUUAAAAUUUACAAUGACGGAUUAUGAAACUGCAGCGAUGGUUACAUUGGAGCAACAGUUUCCUUCGAGCAUUGUAAAGGGCUGCUGGUUUCACUAUAAUCAGGUUUAUAUAAUUUUAUAGAGAAU